Molecule: messenger RNA, 737 nt
Organism: Linderina pennispora
Lineage: Eukaryota; Fungi; Kickxellomycota; Kickxellomycetes; Kickxellales; Kickxellaceae
Exons: 1
Source: RefSeq, a predicted model, not a curated record
UUUCAUCAACACUCCCAACACACCUAUUACGAUGUCGUCCUACUUCACCAUUGCUAAGGAUUCUGCCAGCAGUGCCUCUUACGUCUACACCGGCAAACUCCAGCCCACUGAUUCCGUUGACAGCCUAACCAGCCCGGCCUAUAAGGUUCGAAUACACCCGCGAUACUGUUGUCCUGACAACAUACUCUUCGGACGGCGAGCAAAUAUCAACUGCCGCGAUCAACUGCAACGCAAUCCCGGUCUGCUGCUAUCUUUGACAAGAAUGACGAGCACGACGCGGCCCGCCGGUUCGGAAGCAUGGCGUGGAAGUUUACAAACGCCAGUGGGCAAAAAUACAAGUGGCACAUCACUCAUCAAGGAAGGACAUGGGUGCUGCGCCAGGGGCACUCCAAUGACUGUCGCCACAUACACAAAUCAGGGGCCGUUUUCUGAGAUCCAGGGUAUGCUAGCAGUGGAGGCAAGCAGUCGGCAGCGAUUUCCUCAAGCUUAUCCUCAUCAGUUGGGGACUGAACCCGCAAGACUCUUGAUGACGAACGCUCCAAGGACGAUCCCUAAGCUUAUCUCCACCCGCUACCCACACAAGGGCGGCGAGUGGAUGGCUGAUGGCUUCUACAGUGCUACUAACCGCGGCGGUCUUGAUUUCGCAGGCAUCGCCAGUGGCUGGCGGGUUCUAGGACUGGUAUCCAACUUGGCAUAGCUACGCUCUUGACUAUCCACCUCUCGUAAAUAAUAGUUUG